UGCCUCGGUUUCAAACCAGGUCAAAGCAAAGAGGCUUCACCUGCAGCUCACAGUCACAACAGGGAUAUUCUUCCCACUGUGUCCUGGUUCUGUCGUCUGACCAUGGAGGCCCAGCGGUAUCCCAUGAGCGUGAGUUUAACCGGAGUGCUGCACAAGGAGAAGAGCAAAAUGUACAUGACCUCCGUGCUGUGGUCGGAUCAGAGUGACAUCGUUGUUUACAGAACUUUUCAGGAGUUCAAGAAAUUCCACAAACAAAUGAAGAAGGCCUUCCCAGCAACUAGUAAAGUGGAAAAAUCUGAUAGAAUCAUCCCAAGGUUUCGAGACAAGGAGACGAAGCGGGUCGGUCAGAGGAAGGGUCCCAAGAAAUCACUCGUGCGCCUCAAAGUCUUGCAGAAAUACUGCAACGAGCUUCUGAGCUGCGACCCGCGGGUCAGUCAGUGUGGAGACCUCAUCCAGUUCUUCCACCCCAAAGACCAGGACCUGCAGCCAGAGUUCUCGAAGAACGGCAUCAUCAUCAUGCCAUCGGAAGAUGAACUCAGGGUCGACGCAGGAAACCUCAACGGCGGCAACGUAACCCAGCCGUUUGUCACAGAGACGUACAGAUGUGUAGCCUCAUACGAGACCAAAGACACCAAGAACAAACCUUUCAAAGUGGUGGUGGAUGAAAAAGUGGACGUACUGAUAAAGGAUAAAGCAGGGUGGUGGCUCGUGGAGAACGAGGACAAACGGAUGGCCUGGUUCCCUGCCCCCUAUUUGGAGAAGCUGGAUGAUGAUUAUGAUUAUGAUGAAACAGAUGGGACUCCUGAAAGAGGAACGCUGUGCACCGCAAUCAAGAGCUACAAGGCCACUAAAGACGAUGAGCUGACUGUGAACAUCGGUACAAAGGUGGAGGUCCUGCAGAAGUCUGACAACGGCUGGUGGCUCAUCAGAUAUGAUGGUAAAGCAGGUUACGUCCCCUCCAUGUACCUGCAGCCCUACAGCCACCCUCACAUCCGCAUGCCAGUCCACCAUCAAGACCGUCGCACCUCCUCUGUGCUACCGGCCUACUCCUCGACACUGGCACAGUCUCACCAGCUCAGUCACUCCCAUGGAAACCUGCUGCAGCUUCCACCCACCAGUUCCUCAUCCUCCCACCCACCCCAACCAGACAUGAAGGAGAGGUCUCGCUCUCUCAACGUCCUGUCUGAGCCACCUCCUGCUCAGACAGCCCAGAGUACCUCUGCCACCAACAUUGCCACCGCAGCCGCCCCUGCAAAACACUCUCCUCCUCCCACCAUCAUGGUGGAAAUGGACGGAGAGGAGGAGCGUGGCAGGAGCCUGAGGGCAGACAGUGAGGCGAGCUUUGUGAGCAGCAGCAGCAGCAGCGAAUUCAGCUGCGACGACCUCAGUUCCUCCUCAGCAAGCUUGUCCCUGAGCCAGAGCGCCACUGGUGAACAGCUGCACCUCAGCCGUACGCCUCCACCCACUGCGAGCAACAACCUCAGCCCAACUUACAGCACAGAGAGGAAAAUACUUCCUAGUGUCUCUGAUCCCAACCUUUACAAAGGGACCUCCACGCCUAAGGUGCCGCCCAGGCCGCAGCCUCGGGAGAUCCUCACCCGCUGCACCACCAUCACCCGCAAGAACGUGGGCAGAGGCCUGUCUCCCACACAGACUGAGAUACUGAGCCAGUGAAGAUUCAACUGACACAAUUUGAACUGUCAAGGAACCUCAUUUAUUCUGUAGAUAAAAGUUCUGCUGAGUUUUGUUUAGUUUUAUUCUCAGAUAUUCUGCUGCAGUUAUCAAAACAAGGGAGAAAGAACUGGAAUUAAGAGUCACUGCAUCAUAUAGUGUGAGAGGGCUGUGGGAAUAUAUAACAGGAACUAAGUUACGUCUCUUUAAAACUGCAUAGAAACACUUUUCUUCUUGUCUUCCGUGAGUAAUGAACAUGUUUUCAACUUUCGUAAAGUCUGCUAAAUUUACCAGCUUACACCAAUAAAUGAUUAAUCAGGUCACAGUAAACAUUCUGAACCCACCUCUUUAUUAUCUGCUCGAAAUGGUUUAUUUUCCAUAAUGGAAACCCGUGUUGUGCCUUAUAUGCAUUUGCACUGUGUAGAGUGCAAGAGUGUGAUUAAUUUGUUCUUUUACCUGCAAAAGAUACAAAAGCAUGAAAAGCCAGCGUGUCCAGGCUGUUGUUGAAGUAACUUUAAAAUAAAAAACUUGAAGAAUGG
Messenger RNA from Paralichthys olivaceus (Japanese flounder), 2210 nucleotides. RefSeq names its product NADPH oxidase organizer 1a (gene noxo1a). Gene Ontology annotation, cellular component: cytoplasm. Gene Ontology annotation, biological process: superoxide anion generation. The record is from RefSeq and is a predicted model, not a curated record. Gene Ontology annotation, molecular function: superoxide-generating NADPH oxidase activator activity; protein binding; phosphatidylinositol binding. NCBI's taxonomy places the organism in Eukaryota, Metazoa, Chordata, Actinopteri, Pleuronectiformes, Paralichthyidae.